AUGUCUCAGCAAAAGUCAGGUAUAACAAGCUACUCUUCUCCUCACGUCCUUCGUUUCACUCUCUCCCCGCCUGCAAGCUCCGUUGUUUGCGAAGCACUGCCGAUCCUCUCCGUAUAUGACAAGACCGGACUGCUUGAUCUAGCAAAGGGACUUGCCAAGCAAAAUGUCCGCUUGCUCGCGUCCGGUGGCACUGCUCGAAUGAUUCGAGAGGCGGGUUUCCCCGUUGAGGAUGUCUCUGCCAUCACCCAUGCUCCUGAAAUGCUGGGUGGCCGUGUCAAGACCCUUCACCCCGCUGUCCACGGUGGUAUUCUCGCGCGUGACAUCGAGUCCGACGAGAAGGAUCUAGCUGAUCAGAAUAUCGCCAAGGUGGACUUCAUCGUCUGCAAUCUCUACCCCUUCAAGGAGACCGUCAAUAAGGUCAAUGUGACCAUCGAGGAAGCCGUCGAGGAGAUCGAUAUCGGCGGUGUCACCCUCCUCCGUGCUGCGGCCAAGAACCACUCGCGUGUCACCAUCCUUUCUGACCCCCAGGACUAUCCCGAGUUCCUGAAGGAGCUGGAAGCCGGAGAGAUCACAGCCUCCAGCCGGAAGAUGUAUGCUCUAAAGGCCUUCGAGCACACCGCAGACUACGAUACUGCCAUUUCGGGCUUCUUCCGCAAGCAAUAUGCUGGCAAUGGCGACCAGCACAUCGCUCUCCGCUAUGGUACCAAUCCUCAUCAGAAGCCUGCUUCCGCAUACAUGUUGCAGGGCAAACUUCCUUUCAAAGCCCUGAACGGAUCCCCCGGCUACGUCAACCUACUUGAUGCCCUCAACGCCUGGGCCCUCGUCAAAGAGCUUAAGCAGGCUCUGGGCUACCCCGCUGCGGCCAGCUUCAAGCACGUCUCCCCGGCCGGUGCAGCCGUGGGUGUUCCUCUGAACGAGAAGGAGCGCAAAGUCUAUAUGGUUGACGACAUCGUGGGCCUCGAGACCUCGGGGCUGGCUCAGGCUUAUGCCCGUGCCCGCGGCGCUGACCGCAUGUCCAGUUUCGGAGAUAUUCUCGCCCUUAGUGAUGUCUGUGAUGCUCCCACCGCCAAGAUCAUCUCGCGCGAGGUGUCGGACGGUGUCAUUGCGGCCGGCUACUCCCCCGAGGCUCUGGAGAUCCUCUCCAAGAAGAAGGGUGGCAAGUACCUCAUCCUUCAAAUGGAUGAGUCCUACGUUCCUGCAGCCGAGGAGACCCGGACUCUCUACGGAGUUCAGCUCGCCCAGCACCGUAACGACGUCGUGAUCUCCCCCCAGAAGACCUUCAGUACUAUUGUCACCCCGAAGGACCUGAAGACUCUUCCUGACUCUGCUCUACGGGAUCUCACUGUGGCCACCAUCGCCUUGAAGUACACCCAGUCGAACUCCGUCUGCUAUGCUCUUAACGGCCAGGUUGUUGGCUUGGGUGCCGGCCAGCAAAGCCGUAUCCACUGUACCCGUCUAGCCGGUGACAAGACUGACAACUGGUGGAUGCGCUUCCAUGACCGCGUGGUGAACAUCAAGUGGAAGCAGGGAACCAAGCGUGCGGACAAGAGCAAUGCUAUUGAUCUGCUUUGCUCGGGCCAAACGCCGCGUAACGAGGCGGAGAGGGCUGAAUACGAGCGCGUUUUCGAGGAAGUCCCCGCCCCCUUCACCCAGGAGGAACGGGAAUCCUGGAUUCAGAAACUGAGCGAGGUUGCCGUCUCGUCUGACGCAUUUUUCCCCUUUAUCGACAAUGUGUUCCGUGCCGCGCGCUCCGGUGUUAAGUAUAUCGCUGCCCCCAGUGGUAGCCAGAACGAUGGUCCGGUCUUUGAGACGUCCGAGAAGCUCGGCAUGGUUUUCGUCGAGCAAGGCACUCGUCUCUUCCAUCACUAG
Aspergillus tanneri is the source of this 1869-nucleotide messenger RNA. RefSeq names its product phosphoribosylaminoimidazolecarboxamide formyltransferase/IMP cyclohydrolase (gene ADE17). Gene Ontology annotation, cellular component: cytosol. Gene Ontology annotation, biological process: 'de novo' IMP biosynthetic process. Bases 1 to 1869 code for a protein of 622 amino acids. The transcript has 4 exons. The record is from RefSeq and is a predicted model, not a curated record. NCBI's taxonomy places the organism in Eukaryota, Fungi, Ascomycota, Eurotiomycetes, Eurotiales, Aspergillaceae. Gene Ontology annotation, molecular function: phosphoribosylaminoimidazolecarboxamide formyltransferase activity; IMP cyclohydrolase activity.